AUGGCUACUCAGACUGGAACCGCCUCAAGAAGGCCAAAGUUGUCGUUGAGCAUCAAGACGUCGCCGGCACCUCACACGAGAAUCAACAAGUCCUUUUCCGUCAUCGAUCCCAAGGACCCGACCACCUUCAACACCCUCUCCAACGUCUACGUGACCGCCAUUGAGAGGUCGACACCCACCGCAGCAGAACCGCUCACGGCUAUCAAUACAUCCCAACAACAGGCCUCGCGGUUGCACAAUGGCUCAAAGACACCCCAGCUCCGCAUCCAGACGCCGUACGCAGUCUCCUACCCCGAGACCCCGUUGACCGCACACCCUCUUUCACCCGGCGUCGCAAUGGAGAUCACCUUUCCCAGUACCAUGACCGCCACCCCACCUCUCUCCGCCGGCCCCGUAGAGCCCAACCAAGGUCCCCAGAUGUUUGGCUUCUCGCCAAUCGACACCAAGACGCCGCUGACGGCCAUCGGACUCAUCACGAACUUGCCAGAGCCGCGCUCGCAAAGGAAGCGUAACAACAACCUGACCCUCGCGGGCUCAAAGCUGCCAUACACCCACCCUCGUUCCCUCCACAGCAUCCUCCGCAACUCGCCUCUCCCUCCACCAAGCGCAAAGACACCCAUCUCACCCCGCCGGCAGUCCCUGCGCUUGCAAGAGAAGGCGGCCCGCCGCGUAGCCUACAACAGCCCCAUCGAGCAGACAAUCACAACAGAAACAUACACAAAGUCACACAUUGACCUUCUCGUCGAGGACGUCGUUUCCCCUGCAUCACCGGCAGCAGAGGAGCAAAACACGGUGCUGGACCUCGCCAUGGCUUUCACGAGCGACGAGACCCGCGACGGCGGCAUGACGCCCGGCCCGUUUGAGGAGAUGCGGCGGCGGAUGGCGGGGCUGGCGGCCAACUCGCCGCCCGUCAGCCCAUCUGGCGGCAUUAGGAAGCGGACAAAGCGCAAGGAGAAGAAGCGGCGGUGGGUGUGGACGAUUGGAAACCAGGAGGAGGACGAGGAGAACUUGGGCGGUGCCGUGGCGGCUUUGCGAGCCGCCGAGGCGGCGGCGGCAGCAGCGGCACAGACACCGCGGACGGCACAGACGCCGGUGUUGUCUGUGCAGACCUGCGGCGGCAGCGAUCUCCCGACGCCUAGCGUCGAGACGUUUGAGGAGGCUGCUUCUGGGGAAGAUGUGGAGAUGUCGGAUACGAGUAGCGUCUCGUACUCGUUCUCCGAUCGGGGGCUGACACCGGGGGAUAUGGAGAUUGAUCUGACGACGCCGACUGUGCCGAAGCGUCUCGUGUCACAGUGCGACAGGCUGGGUUCGGCGGAUCUGAUUAAUCCGGAGACUGGGAGUCGGCGGGAUACGCCGAUACCCCCGGAUAUGGUUGUUCAUUGA
This is a messenger RNA of Colletotrichum godetiae, 1383 nucleotides long. RefSeq lists its product as uncharacterized. Bases 1 to 1383 code for a protein of 460 amino acids. The transcript is spliced from 3 exons. Lineage: Eukaryota; Fungi; Ascomycota; Sordariomycetes; Glomerellales; Glomerellaceae. The record is from RefSeq and is a predicted model, not a curated record.